CAACAAGAACGUUGACAUCAACUGUAGCACCGCAAGAACAAGAGCACAAGAAGGAACGAAGCGCACGCACAUGUUACUUUUAGUGUAUCUUGGUUCUUGCCGCGCGACAUCAGUGACACCGGUGACACUUCCAACCAGUGUUCCAACAUACGAGGGGUCGAAUGCCAUAGCCCAGCGACUGCGCUCUCUGGGUAACAAAAGUUAAUCUCGAAGGCUAUGCUUUUCCAAACUGUAUUCGACAAAUAUUGCAACUUUACUGUAGAGUAAUAUAGCAGGCGUUUACUAUAUGACCUAUGAUAUUACUCUAUGGCUCUACUGCCCGCUGGCCCCGCGGGCAUAGAGAAAGAUAUUCAACUUCUUUCCCUAUGCCGUUCAUAGCUGUACACCUUGACCGUGCCGCUCGUUUUCAACUUGUUGCUCGAUAAUGCGCGGUGUCGCGUAGUCUCGGGGUGUUUGGAUGGUGUUUUGUGGUGGCGGUUGAUUUGCCUGGUUGAACUGUUGAAAGUUCUUCCCGAGCAGAGCAGAGCCAGUACUUCAUCCAACCUGUCCGCGAUCCCUCCGCCAGCCAGGCGAGAGCCCGAAAGGCAAUGAACGCGCUUCAACGAAAACUGUUCGAGAACGAGUGGGCGACCUACAACACAAGGAAAACAAGUGACGAUUUGGUAAAGUGACAUGCUCGCAGUGUCGUGCGCUGCGCGGCAUGAGUGUGCCAAGUUCGCGAAGCCCUGUUCUGAUGCUUCUGACCUCUUUCCUUGGUCUCGACUAUACCGUGGUGUCGAGAUUGAACGGCGUCCGCGGAGCAACACUUCUUCUUUUCGAAGAUUGGCCACCAGCUUCAACUCAGAUGCCUCGGCCGUCCGUGGGAGGCGGUGCAAGGUUGCAACCAGUGGGGGCCUCGCGGUACCAGUGUCGCUUAUGCCCGUACGCAUCGAAGUGGCGAAGCAACCUGGUGCUGCACGAGCGGGUGCACACGGGCGAGCGUCCGUUUCGGUGCCACCUGUGCAGCCGCGCGUUUGCAAGCCACUCAGACAUGGUGCGCCACCUGCGCACGCAUACCGGCGAGCGACCCUUUCAGUGCCCGCUGUGCCCGGCCACUUUCACACAGCGUGGCAACGCCCGUGCCCACCACCUCCGUUUGCAUGGCUGGUCAACACCAGUGGCACGAUGCGACAGGCUUCCCCACUCUGCCUUUGACCGCACGAAGUGUUCACUUGUUGAAGAAGAAUUGGCCUUUUCAUUCCGACAUGUAGAUUGGCCACCGGCUUCAACACAGAUGCCUCGGCCGUCCAUGGGAGGCAGUGCAAGGUUACAGCCAGUGGGGGCCUCGCGGUACCAGUGUCGCUUAUGCCCGUAUGCAUCGAAGUGGCGAAGCAACCUGGUGCUGCACGAGCGGGUGCACACGGGCGAGCGUCCGUUUCGGUGCCACCUGUGCAGCCGCGCGUUUGCAAGCCGCUCAGACAUGGUGCGCCACCUGCGCACACACACCGGCGAGCGACCCUUUCAGUGCCCGCUGUGCCCGGCCACUUUCACCCGGCGUGGCAACGUCCGUGUUCACCUCGGCUUGCAUGACCUGCCGACAGCAGCGGCGCAACGCAACAGGCUUCCCCGCUCUGCCUUUGACUGCACGAGGCAUUGACACUGCAGUCACUCCUGCAAGUGCUUUCACGAGGCUGUGAUUAUUUAGGAGGAAUUGACAGGACAUGACUUAUUGUCUAAUAGGUGCUUCCCAUUCUUCAUAGGGAGAGAUCGUGUUCUGACCUUAUCAGGCUAUCAUUGCUGAACAAGGACAUUUGGGUGAGUUGGAUUUGCUUAGUUAUGUCAGUGAUCAGGCAUGUUGGUAUUCUGUGAUCAAACUUUUUAGUGAAGAAACUGUGAACACGACAGAGGGUGUGUAAAAGGGUGUUGCCCUCUGUCCUUUUCGUUGUUUCCACACUAAGUUUGAUCUUGGAUUUGAUCCACAUGUUUGGUUGAAAGAAAUAUAACAUGGCACACAGAAAUAAACACAGGCAUCCCCCUGCACUGAAGCAAUGAAAGGCAACUAUACUGGAAACACUAAAUGCAUGCGAGCAUUGCUUUGCCGUGUCAGUUGCAAAGCAGCACUUGCAUGUGCAUCUGCUUACUCUAUUGCACUUUCAGUUGUAACAUUAACAGCAGUGGCAUAGUAACGGAAGGGGGGGGUGCCAGUUUAGUGUGGGGGACGAAUAGUUUAGUGUGGGGGAGGGGGUGUCAUACAUGUCUGAAGAGCCCCCUCUUUCCGCCGGCUUGACUGGGUGCAAGUGAUAAAGAAUGCUCCGGUAACCAGCAGCCCGAGCUCAUGUACCUGAUGUAGCAGAUGUGUAGUGCCGAACAAUUGUUGGCUGCAGCUUUUUCAACAUCGUACGUAAUAAUUGCACGAAUGUGCGGGCUAAAAAUUUAAAUCGCUAAAUGGUUUCUGCAUUGUCAGUAUGUAUACAGCUUUCCAUUUAUCAAUUUUGUAUCAUUUGUAUUAUUUUUUUAUCAUUUUCGCAGUGUCGAAUAAAAACACUGUCUCCUAG
Dermacentor andersoni is the source of this 2534-nucleotide messenger RNA. Lineage: Eukaryota; Metazoa; Arthropoda; Arachnida; Ixodida; Ixodidae. The record is from RefSeq and is a predicted model, not a curated record.